Molecule: messenger RNA, 1163 nt
Organism: Callorhinchus milii (elephant shark)
Lineage: Eukaryota; Metazoa; Chordata; Chondrichthyes; Chimaeriformes; Callorhinchidae
Product: toll-interleukin 1 receptor (TIR) domain containing adaptor protein
Exons: 5
Coding region: 312-986 (224 amino acids)
Biological process (GO): signal transduction
Source: RefSeq, a predicted model, not a curated record
UGAGUGAGAGGGAGAGACCGGGACACAGACCCCCACCGGUGGCUUCUCACAAACUGAUGUCAAUUCUCUUUUAGGAACUUCCGGGUCUUGGGGACCUGAGAACCGCAGUCUGUGCGUGAGUCAGGCGGAUCUCAGGCUCGUCCCUGUGUUUGAUCCGUUCUCCGCCGUUUGAAGAUUUACUGAAAGUUUGAACCACAUCCAGCAAACCGUGAGGAAGACUGCGGUAGGUCACGAUGAGUCAGUGCCUGAAUUUUGUUUGCAGCUCAGUUUUGGUUAGGCUGGAUGUGUGACUCACUAAACUCAGCGUCAGGAUGGCUUGGUUCUUCAGGCGGUUUCUCGGCUUGAGGAGUAAGCAGCCUCCCAGCCCCAGGAUGGGGACUUUCUCUGACCGUCACUAUAAUUCCUUUGUUCCCUCAUCCUCGUCACAUGCCCUAAGCAGCAGUGUCCGAUGGAGCAAGGCAUUUGAUGUGUGCAUCUGUCAUGCUGAGGAAGACAUAAACUACGCAAGCGACCUGGUAUCCUUCCUGGAGCUAAAGCCAGACCCACUUCGCUGCUUCUUGCAGCUGAGGGACUCGAUCCCAGGGAAUGCGAUCUCCACGGAGCUCUACCAAGCUGUCAGGAACAGCCACUGCUGGGUGCUGAUCAUCACGCCCAGCUUCCUUAAGGACCACUGGUGCCGGUACCAGAUGCAGCAAGCAUUGUCGGAGUCGCCAGGAUCCAACGGACGGAUCAUCCCUGUGCGGAAGCAGCUGGAGCACAAGGAUUACCCAGAGGAGCUGCGAUUCCUCUACAUGAUCAAUGUUCAGCUGGACAAGAAAAACGGGUUUGAAAAGAUUCAUAGUGCAGUGAUUUACUAUCUUGGGGAGCUCUGUCAGAGUGAGCAGGCUGGACACAGCCCCUUCUCUGACAGUCACAGCGCCUGCAGUGAUGUACCACCUGAUGUGGCGACUGUUAGCAACACAUUCAAGUCCACGAGUUUAACAUAACGAGCAGAAUGAUUGGAGCUUUCAUUGAAUAAUUGAAGUGAUUCAGAAGCAGCAAAUCAGACACAUUUAUCUGCCAAGAAGAUUGGACAUUAAACUGGAGAUGUUCUCAUGCAGUCUACAGUGACAUAUGAUGAUGAUGAUAAUAAUAAUCCUUGCAUUUGAUAUAGUAACUUAUCA